Marasmius oreades (fairy-ring Marasmius) is the source of this 1404-nucleotide messenger RNA. RefSeq lists its product as uncharacterized. The transcript is spliced from 9 exons. Gene Ontology annotation, cellular component: mitochondrion. Gene Ontology annotation, molecular function: protein-containing complex binding. Bases 289 to 1389 code for a protein of 366 amino acids. Lineage: Eukaryota; Fungi; Basidiomycota; Agaricomycetes; Agaricales; Marasmiaceae. The record is from RefSeq and is a predicted model, not a curated record.
AUGGAUUUGUUGAUUUUUGCUGUAAUUGCCUUCUUCAAAGAGGCCUGUUUGACCAAGGUUGGCUUCUUGGGUGCGAUAUACCUUUUCCCCCUCUUUGUAGAUGCUGCAGCUUUCGCUGCGUGCCUUGGAUUUGGUGCUUUAGUCUGUAAACCCUUUGUCUUUCCUUGAGCCAUGAAAAAGAAGAGAUCGACCGAGUAGCGUUACGUAAUACCUAACCUCAACGUCGACCGCGUUCCGUCCAAUACCGAACUGUUCAUCCUCGACAUCUUCUUUGCUCGCUGGGGACCGAUGACUGCCUCAGCUAGCCUUCUGCGUGUGCAACGCGCCAUCUCACGGUCCGGAAAGAGGACAUAUCACGACCUCACCACCCUCCCCAACCAUAAACCCGUCAUCUCGCAUGGUCCUCCGGGAUACAGCGCAACUUCCGGUCAUGUUGUUACUGUUUUUGGUUGUACCGGAUUCUUAGGAAGAUAUCUCAUAUCUAAGUUGGCGAAAAUGGGCACUCAAGUUAUCGUACCGUACCGUGACGAAGACGACAAGAGACAUUUGAAGCCCAUGGGUGAUUUGGGUCAGAUUGUUCCUAUGGAAUGGGAUAUUAGGAACGAAACCCAGAUUGCUGAGUGCCUUAGACAUUCGGACAUUGUUUUCAACCUCGUCGGUAGAGAUUAUGAGACCAAAAACUUUACAUAUUCUCAAGUCCUCGCCGAAGGUGCUCAUAGAAUCGCAAAGGUGGCAGCGGACGUUGGAGUUCCCCGUCUAGUUCAUUUAUCACAUCUCAACGCUUCCCACAAUUCCAAGUCGAAGUUCUAUCAGAGUAAAGCCGAGGGUGAAGAACUCGUGAAGGAAGCUUACAAUGGCGCAACCAUCAUUAGACCUGGUGCCAUGUACGGAUACGAAGACAAGUUACUGAACAACCUGGCGGCCUGGCCGAUGUUUUGGAAGUUGAACGACGCUCGGACCAAAACACGACCUGUCCAUGUUCUGGACGUAGCUCAAGCUUUAGCCAAUCUCGUACACGGUUCGCGACUGAGCCGCACUGUGAACCUCCCUGGUCCAUCGACACUCACUCACGAGUAUCUCUUGGACUUGGUAUCGUCGCUCACAUUCCAACCCGAGUCUCGGGUACCUGUCGUACCGAAAUCCGUUGCUUUACUAGCAGCUCGAAUGGCUCAAAUUCCUUGGUGGCCGAUGCUAAGUCCAGAUGAGGUUGAGAGACGAUACAUAGAUGACGCUGACACCAAUGGAGACUGGGACGUGGUUGGUGUUACGCCGGCUGAAAUUGAACAGCAUGCUAUCACCUAUGUCAGACGUUAUCGGUCAGCGGAGAAUUUCUCGAGACCACCUGUGUUCCCUGCUAGAACGGCUGUCGUUUCCGAAGAAGUACUGUAGAUUCCGUGUGACUAA